AUGCUACAUGUGACAAAGCUAAUUGUUGGCACAUAUGAGCGGUUGAUAUUUGUCUUUGACAUUCUCAAAACGCCAGAAGGAGCAGAACCCAAUGAGUAUACCAUUAAAAAAGCAGCUGGAUUCAAAAUACAUGAGGGCCCUAUUCUGACCCUCUCAGCAUCAAAAUCUAUGUUGGUCUCUGGGACAGCUGACGAGCUCAAGCUCACAAAUAUGGAGCGAUAUCAAGAAUCUGGCAUACUCUUGCAGGCGCAAGAAGUAUCGCUGACCAAGAGCAUUCUCCAUGAAGAAAAAUUUUUGUUCGUUGCAUUCGAGGAUGGCACUAUCUCUGUGCUCUCUAUCGCUGAUUCGGAGCUCAUAAAAAAGCUCUCAGUUGGGAAAGGCAAAGCAUCGGUCACAGACUUUGCUAUUCACCCUUCAGGCAAGAUUUUAAUGGCUGUGUGCCGUAAAAAAGCCACAGCCGCCCUCUUUGAUUUAAUCAAAGGCCAGAGGGUUGUCAAAACCAAGCUUCCGAUGCAUCCAGACUCAAUCAGGUUUUCACCUCUCGGCACCAAAUACGCUAUCCUCGCUCAGAAGGGUCUCGAAUGUCGCGUGAACAUCCACGAGCUCUUUCCGGCCUCCAAUGGAGUUGGCUCAGAUUCCGAGCCAACAUCUAGUUCGAUAUCCGAUCCAAAUUUCUCGCGCAAUGAGUUGCCAAAAUCCGAGGAUGCUACAAAUGCGAACAUAUCCAGUGAGAAAGCUAAAGCUGACGCGGAUCCCAACGCAUCCAAAAUUUCUGAAAAGAGCCCUUUUGGCGCGGUUAGCAUAUCGUCUGGACGAAAAAUCACAGCCAUGGAGUUCAUCUCGGAAGAAUCUAUUGCGAUUGCAGAACACCCAAAUUUGGUCUCCAUCUAUUCGUUGGCCGAAGAUCGCCCCGCAAAGACGGCAUCACUUACCGAUGUACCGAGAAACUCUUCUACUGCUGGUAGCAGAAUAAAUGCUAUUGAACGGAUACCUGGUUCUGCCCUCUUCUUGACAACAACCACGGAUGGGAUAAUUCAGCUUUGGGCUCUCAAUGAUCAAAAUGCCGCAGUUCCCCUCGCCCAUAUAACUAUCCCAUACCGCAUCACCGCAGUUUGCAUUUCCGCCGCAUAA
Messenger RNA from Mitosporidium daphniae, 1131 nucleotides. RefSeq lists its product as uncharacterized. The coding region runs from base 1 to 1131 and encodes 376 amino acids. The record is from RefSeq and is a predicted model, not a curated record. The transcript has 4 exons. Lineage: Eukaryota; Fungi; Microsporidia. Gene Ontology annotation, molecular function: protein binding.